CGGGGCUCAAGCAAUAUAGGCUUGCGAUCUUUGUGUUUAUCGAUGGUGCUUACAGUGCUUCAAUCUGUAACUUGCGCAAAGGCAGGUUGCUGCGUGUUCCAGGACUACACUCUGCGAAAUUUCCCACAGCAGUCGGGAAGGAGGAUCGGGCUUAUCGCUGCAGUGGUUUAUAAUUUUUAUAUUCAUUAUUACGGCAACAUCGUGCUUAUCUGUAUUUAAAUCUGGGAUCGCUGCCGUCAAUCUGUCCUUUCAUUAACCACUGCAAUCAAUAAUACUUUCGUUCGUGUCUUCAAAGCAUUGGAAGUCGCUCGCAUUUGACGACGGAGUUACGCCCGUCGGCCUCUCUACUCUUGGGCCAUCAUUGUGGUUGUUUAUUUUCAACGAUUUCCCUUUUGCCGGCCUAGACGCCCUCCAAGUUAUUUGAGGUUUCUAGCACAUCACAAUGGGCAUCGAGAUCCGCCCCAUCCAACCCGAGGACAUCCCGUCUGUGGUGGAAUGCAUCCAGCUCGCAUUCGCCGAUGACCCGUACCAUCAAUGGGCAUUCGACACACGACCGGGCCAGUUCAACAAAGAGCGCAAUUUCGCCAGUCUCAAGGCGAAAUGCGAAUGGGGGAUGCGCAACGCUCUGUUCUACGUGGCCAAGGACACGGAAGAUGCCAACGGCCCGGUGUUGGGGGUGAGUAUGUGGAUGAAACCAAGGAGGGCGGAUGAGAAGCAAACGUGGACCGAAUGGCUGGACGACUACGUCUUGUGGAUCAAACAAGGUUGGAAUCUGGUCCGGUUCCGGGGCCGCGGAGGGCUCAACACGAAACGGUACUGGAUCUGGAAGCGCGAGCAGGCCGUGGCACAGUCGGAAAUCUGGACCGAUCCCAACGGAUAUUAUUUUUGCAACAUUGUCACCGUGAGGCCCGGUCUUCAGGGUAGAGGAAUCGGUCGGCAGUUGUUUGAGGUGGUGACGAAAAUGGCCGAUGAAGAAGGGAGAAGGUGUUAUCUGGAAAGCUCAAAGGAGGUGCCCAACAUUGCCAUCUACGAAAAGAUGGGGUUUAGGCUCGCGCGCAAAAUGGUCUGUGAGGAUGAUGGUGAUGUCUGUGACCUCUUUUGCAUGGUCAGAGAUCCUCAGCCGACCGACACAAAGCCUUAGUACGCAAAGAACGGUUGGUGGUUAUUGGACAUUGAUACCUCACUGUCCGUGGACAUCGAGGCAAGUGAGGUAACUGGCCUGCUGCUGGCAAGAAGUCGCCCGGGGUAUCUGAUCGUGUCUCCGUGUGAACGUCGCAACUGGCUUUUGGGACGACUGUGGCGUGUCGAUGCGGCCUCGCUUCCUCCCAUCCUUUCAGCUUUCAUAGGAAGGUGACAUACCUGAGGUGCUUGACGUGUCUAUCGAGGCGUCGACGGAUGCAUGGGAGCUUGUUCCCAGACGGUACUCAGGUUCUCGCCGGAUCUGUCUCGGAGAGAUACAGAGAAUGUGUUCCGGGCCGGGCGCUGCUGCGUCUUCAUAAGGGAUUUUGGCUCAGCAUUGCGGGG
Exophiala dermatitidis NIH/UT8656 is the source of this 1524-nucleotide messenger RNA. RefSeq lists its product as uncharacterized. The coding region runs from base 443 to 1141 and encodes 232 amino acids. Lineage: Eukaryota; Fungi; Ascomycota; Eurotiomycetes; Chaetothyriales; Herpotrichiellaceae. The transcript has a single exon. Gene Ontology annotation, molecular function: acyltransferase activity, transferring groups other than amino-acyl groups. The record is from RefSeq and is a predicted model, not a curated record.